Messenger RNA from Echinostoma caproni, 228 nucleotides. NCBI's taxonomy places the organism in Eukaryota, Metazoa, Platyhelminthes, Trematoda, Plagiorchiida, Echinostomatidae. The record is from the annotation of a GenBank genome assembly.
AUGGCUCGGAUAACCUUUUUAGUUUAUAUCGCUAAUGGGUUGCCGUUCAUUGGGUUUGGUUUCUUGGAUAAUGCCAUCAUGAUCGUUGCAGGGGAGUACAUUGAUCUUACUUUCGCUUCUCUGUUUGGUUUGUCAACAAUGGCAGCUGCUGGACUUGGGAAUCUAGUCUCCGAUAUAUUUGAUCUUUUGACUCAAGAAUUUUACAGUCCAAUAACGCACCGUUUUUAG